Ascochyta rabiei is the source of this 1485-nucleotide messenger RNA. RefSeq lists its product as uncharacterized. The transcript is spliced from 3 exons. Gene Ontology annotation, molecular function: transmembrane transporter activity. NCBI's taxonomy places the organism in Eukaryota, Fungi, Ascomycota, Dothideomycetes, Pleosporales, Didymellaceae. Bases 1 to 1485 code for a protein of 494 amino acids. Gene Ontology annotation, cellular component: membrane. Gene Ontology annotation, biological process: transmembrane transport. The record is from RefSeq and is a predicted model, not a curated record.
AUGAGCGAUCUUGAGAAGCAGUACGAGGCGACGGAACCUCAUGUCUCCCAUUCGCCAAGGAGCGAUGAAAUUGAACGACAGCUGGGGGAAGUCGACCCUCUGCUCGAGGCGAAGCUUGUGCGAAAGCUAGAUGCUUUCAUCAUUCCUGUCGUCAUGUUGCUAUAUCUGUUAAGCUUUCUCGACAGAGUCAACAUCGGCAAUGCCCGACUGUACGGACUUGAAGAGGACCUUGGUAUGGACUCGACUCAGUUCCAGACCGCUGUGUCGAUUCUGUUCGUCACGUACAUCCUGUCUGAAGUGCCAUCGAAUCUGGUCCUAAAGAAACUGCGGCCGUCGCGCUGGAUCGCUUUCAUCACCACCGCAUGGGGCAUCAUCGCGACCUUGACGGGUGUCGUGCAAAGCUAUGGCGGGCUGAUUGCAUGCCGUCUGCUUCUGGGUGCUGUUGAGGGAGGUCUCUUCCCCGGUAUGGCUGUGUACCUGACUUUCUUUUACACCAAGCGUGAACUAGCUCUCCGGAUUGGCUACCUGUUCGUCUCUGCCGCGCUCGCAGGUGCUUGCGGAGGUCUCCUAGCUUAUGCAAUUGGCCACAUGGACGGAGUUGCAGGCCAGAGCGGAUGGCGCUGGAUUAUGAUCCUCGAGGGCAUUCCCACGUUUGUUCUUGGUAUCGCGACGUGGUGGAUUCUCCCCGACAGUCCGGAAACGGCAUAUUUCCUCACUGACGAGGAGAAGGCCUUUGCGGCUGCUCGCCUUACGCGCCAGACUGGUUAUACGAAGAAAGCAGCAGAGUUCCACUGGGAAGACGUCAGGAAGUGCUUCAAGGAUUGGAAGGUGUGGCUGUUUUGCUUUGCGCAAUUCGGAUCCGACACCAUGCUCUACGGGUUCUCGACUUUCCUGCCAACCAUCAUCCGCGCCAUUAUGCCCAAAGCAUCAAGCGCCAUGGUGCAGGUCCUUACCAUCCCAUGCUACGCGCUGGGAGCCAUCACCUACCUCGUCGUCGCGCACUUCUCGGACAAGCAGCAGAGACGCGCCUUCUACACCAUUCUCCUCGGCAUCGUCAGCAUCAUCGGAUACGCCAUGUUGAUCAGCCCGAGCAGCUCUGCAACACACUACGCAGGCUGUUUCCUGGUCGCCAUGGGGCUGUACGUGUGUGUCGGCAUCCCGCUCGCGUGGCUACCCACAAACCUGCCACGGUACGGAAAGCGCACCAGCGCAACAGGACUCCAGCUCACGAUCGGCAACUGUGCGGGCAUCAUGUCGUCUUUCCUGUACCCUGCGAAAGAAGGCCCCCGCUUCAUCAAAGGCCACGCCGUCACCAUGGCCAUGGUCGCUUUUUCCAUCGCGUGCUUCGCUGUCUUGUGGGCGCAUCUCAGCAUGUUGAAUUCGCGGCGCGACAAGGGCGAAGAGGAUCACCUGAUGCAGGGCAAGACCGAAGAAGAGAUUGCGGAGAUGGGCGACGAGAGCCCGCGGUUCAGAUACACCACCUGA